Molecule: messenger RNA, 4755 nt
Organism: Limulus polyphemus (Atlantic horseshoe crab)
Lineage: Eukaryota; Metazoa; Arthropoda; Merostomata; Xiphosura; Limulidae
Exons: 17
Coding region: 271-4353 (1360 amino acids)
Biological process (GO): protein phosphorylation
Molecular function (GO): ATP binding; protein kinase activity
Source: RefSeq, a predicted model, not a curated record
CUCGAGAUUUCUCGUCUAGAAAUUUAGCUUGCGACGUUUGCAAAUGUUCCAAUAAUUGUCUAUUAAAUAAGGAAGUGUAUAACAUUAUUUUUAGAAAGUUCAAAAUUCAAUCACAUAAACUUAGAGGAAAAAAUGCAUCUACGUCUAUCAUUACAUCACGCUUAAAAGAGAGAUUGAUUAGAUGUGUGUGUGUGCACCUAAAUGCAGGUGUUUGUGAAAACAACCUCUUGAACUACUACAGCUGGUUUACAACUUGCUAAUAGUUUCACCAUGAAGAAACUUUUCUCAAAAUUAGAAAACAAAAUUGAACAGUCACCCAAGGAAGCAACCAGCUUUGUUGGAAAAGUAUUUAAUGUUGGCAAGUUUAGUGUUACUGUCGAAGACAUAAUUGCAGAAGGUGGGUUUGCUUUAGUAUUUCUUGUGAAGGGAGCCAACAGUGUUAGAUAUGCUCUCAAAAGGAUGUUUGUCAACAAUGAACAGGACUUAACUGUGUGUAAAAGAGAAAUCCAGAUUGCAAGUAGUCUCCGAGGUCACAAAAAUAUUAUUGGUUUAAUAGAUUCGAAUAUCACACAUGUUGGAGGGGGGGUGUAUGAAGUAUUAAUGCUUAUGCAUUAUUGUAGAGGCCACGUUUUACAGUUGAUGAAUGAGAAGCUCCAUGUAGGGUUUUCUGAACAAGAAGUUAUGAGAAUAUUUUGUGAUGUGUGUGAAGCAUUAUCAAGACUUCAUCAUUGUCAAACUCCUAUUAUUCACAGAGAUCUCAAGGUUGAAAAUAUUCUGAUCAGCGAUAGUGGACACUAUGUUUUAUGUGAUUUUGGAAGUGCUACAGCUAAGGUUCUCAAUCCACAAAGUCAUGGAGUUAAUGCUGUUGAAGAGGAAAUAGCAAAAUACACAACUUUAUCAUACAGAGCACCUGAAAUGGUAGAUUUAUAUAGUGGAAAACUUAUAACAACUAAAGCUGACAUUUGGGCUCUCGGAUGCUUGUUAUAUAAACUUUGUUUUUUCUCUCUGCCAUUUGCGGAAAGUGCCCUUGCAAUACAGAGUGGCAAUUUCACGGUUCCUGACAAUUGUCGAUAUUCAAAAAAACUUCACUGUUUAAUAAGAUAUAUGCUUGAACCAGAUCCUGAUAAGAGGCCAGAUAUCUUUCAAGUGUCCUAUUUAGCAUUUAAGAUGGUUGGAAAAGACUGUCCAGUCCAAAACCUUCAUAACUCUCCACUACCCAGUCUUGAACACCUUCCAAUUCCACAGUUAGAGAGUGAAGCUAGAAAAGCAGUUACUAAACCACAAAGAAAUGUAGCUGGGCCUUUUGUGGAAAAAACUUCAGUAGUACCAAGGCAGCGACCCAAAGGAUCUCAGGCUCCUCCUACAGUUGGAAACCUUCCUCUAUUAACACAGAAUAAUCUUGCUUCUCCUUUCCGCCCAGCAUCAAACAGUUCUCAAGACCUCCCUGUUAAAACACCCAAUCAAGAAAUGUGUGCAACCCAAGGCAUCUUGCAACCUAUACGUGGAGCAUCCCAUCCCCAGUCACAUAUAUCUCCUAGCUCCUUAUCGCAACAAAUUAUCCCCAUAUCCCAGCUAACUACCCAAGAAGCUGUAUCGUCUUGUCCACACACUUGUGUGAUAUCUUCUGAACCUGUUUUAUCAGAUGUGCCAAGAACAUUGCCCAGCCCUACACCCGUGACUCAUUCUGUGCUUGUUCCUCCAUCUUUGUCAUCAUCUACUUCAGCACCAAGCUCUUCAGCUGUGACUCCAAGUCACUCAUUUUUAACAGGAACAAAACAAUCUGAUAGAAAUAAAACAUCAUCUCUUGAAGCAUUUUUCCCAUCUACAGGGUAUCAAGAAGCUUCCAAGUCAACAACCAGUGAAAAUAAUGAAAUAGGUUCUGGUUUUCAAAUACCCUCUAUUCCAGCACCACACACACUCUCCCAGAAAAAUAUUGCUGAAGAAACAGAAGUAAAAAAUGACUCUGAUUGCAGCUCUCAAUCACUUAUAUCAGUUACUCCAACACCUUCUCCUACACCAAGUCAGAGAAGUUCCCACAGAAGGAAUGUUAGUGACACAUCAGCUUUUGACAACAACAGCACAUUGCUUGGAUGGCUUAAGAGACUGAUAUACCAAAAUCCUAAGAUCUUUUUCAUUCGUAACACUGUUAAGAAGGAAACACCACAGACAAAUUACAAUGAGCAUAUUGUGAAUAUCAAUGAUGAACUUGUGCAUGAUAAAAAUGGCGAAUUAGAUUUUAUUGAUAAUGACAUUUUGGUCUUAGUUGAAGAUAUAGAUGAUGGAGAUGAUGGUGACAAAGAAACUGACUACAUCAAGAAAGAAUGUAUUUCCAAUGUCAAGAGCAGAGAAAGUCUAGUCAUGAGUGCAUCUGAUAUUAACCAGCCUGAUCCAUUUGGAGCUGUACCAUUUAGAAUGUCAGGUUCUAGACAGUUAGCAAAGAAAAUGCCUCAACUACUGGCAGAACGUGCGUGUACUGCUGCUGAUGGAGUAGUCCCGGUUGACAUGGCAAAGUACAUGCCUUUAUACUCUGAAGAAGGUAAUCUAGAACCAUCCGAUCUUCGUCAGCGCCACCCUAGUGAUAACUCGAGCACAUCCCAUGAUGGUAGUCAGAGUAUCCAUAGUGGACGAUCAGGAAAAGAACUGUUAGGAUCAUCUCCUUUCACACGAGCACCAGCAGAAGACAGGUCAAAGUAUGAAAAACUAUUAAAUUUUGAAGAUGGAGAAGAUGAUCAGAAGGCAGAACCUUGUGUGAACAAAAAAUAUGACCAAGAAGAUAAUGAUUCUAUUGGAUCAGCAAGUGAUCUCAGAGCACAAGAAGAUUCAAGUGGAGAAGAAGAAGGUUCAUCCGAGACCUCGCUUGAUGGUCAUUUAAAAAGAGAAAAAUUCUCACUAAAAAUCUCAGGAGAUGCUAUUAAACCUACAUCAGAAAUCCUGACAGAAUUAGAAAAAAAACAAGAAGGAGAAGUAGAAUGUCUUCCUUACCAAGAUGUCUUCAUGGGUCAUACAGAUGGAGAUAAACCACUUCUAGAAGAUGAUGAACUCUCUGAUAAUGAACAGAAAGUUGUAACAACCACUCCUAGGAAUGAAUUAAAAUUGGGUUUAAUUGUCAAAACAAGUGGGGAGAUGUUUACUUCAUCAUCAUCUCCAUCACUGGAAAAGGGAAAAAAUAAAGAUACUUUUAGUGCAGCUCAACUUAGAAAAGUCCCAAGUGCAGCUUCACCAGAAACAUAUGUAGUUAGUGGUGACCAUCCUGAAGGAGUGGAUGUUUUUGCAUUGGCUCCUUUCAGGAAGCCAUCAACAAAAGGAAAACCACAGAAUUGGAAAAUGCAAAAGAAACUGCCAAAAGACAGCCACUUAACCGGUGUUGAAGCGAUAGGAGGUUCACCCACAUUUGAGUCUUCCAAAGAAUUAGAAACCAGAGCAAACCCAAACCCACAGAGUUCUGAAUUUCCUAAUAUGAACAAUUACAAGCCUUCACAUUCAUCUACUAGCCAACAUAAACCUAUUUUCUGUAGUAGUAGCUCACCAGAAAAGCUUGGGUCUUUAAGUGAAAGUACUGACUUAUUUGGAUCUGCUCCAUUCCGUAGUAUGCCUAGGAUAGAUACAAAGGAGAUUACUUCCAUACAGGGUGAUUAUAUUAAUCAACAAGAGAAACAAACUUUCAUUACCAAGCAGCCUCUAAACCAACCGGGAUUUGUAACUUCGGUACAUAUUGCUCCACUCAUACAUGAUUCCCCCAAUAUUGGAACAUUAAAAUCUGCAUGUCCAAAAAUGACCAUGGGUCAGACAUCUAGUUUGAUUACUAAAAAUUCUGUUAGUGAUCAACAAAGCGAAAAUGUUAUUGGUGCUGUAGCUAUUAAUUCAGUUGGAAGCACUUUUCCCCCCAUUAAAGAAGUUGCACCACAUCCUAGGAAAAAGGUUAGUCUUCCAGCCAUAUAUGGCACUUCUUCUGUGAACAGGAUUGACAGCUUGACUCGUGGAAGUAGUUCACCACCCUUAAGUUCUGAUACCGAUGAUGAGGAGGAGAUGACACCAAGAAAAUCAAAGAAAGAAAGAAAUAGAUAUCACUCCUUUAAGGAACAGGACGUACUGGCAGAGGAAGUAAGUUUUGCUGUUCCUCCCACAAAGCAUUAUCAUGUGUCAGGUAAAGCUGGGAAGAAGACCAAACAAUCCAAGAAAAGGGAAAACAGAAUUAGCAAUGCUUUUGCAAAUAUGAGUUUUGAAGACAUUGGUAGUGAAGAGGAUAACAGUUUCAAAACUGUGAAUACAUCUUUUAUGGGAGAGCCUGUUAUUAAAAAAAGUGGUUUUCAAGCAAACACAAGGCCCCUGAGAAUGGCAAAGGUAAAUAAAUAACACUGGUGAUUUUAUAACCUGGGUAAUCUGCUGAAAUAGAUCUUUCUCUUUAUACAGUUUCUAGCAGAUCAGGUGUAGCAAUUGAUUAAAUAUACGAUUUUGGCAUUUGCAAACUGUUGGUGAUCAUGAUAUUAAUAAUGUUAUUAAUAUUAUUAUAGAAAUAAAUUAUUCAAAGGUGUAUAGAUUAUAUAGUUCUAUUACAAAACUUUGUAGAUUUUUAUGUUGCUGAGCAACGGUAGAUCUGUCACCAGAACGAGAACUGCAACUGAAGACCAUGGUUUAUAUUUAACUCUGCAGCUAGGAUGUAAGAUUUCACUGUAUUUAUAGAUAUAUACAUAUAAAUAUCACUGCGAGGCUGUAGCCUAGCUAGUUGCUGGGAAAUAAAUUAUAUUCUUGCACUAA